Molecule: messenger RNA, 543 nt
Organism: Euleptes europaea (tarantolino)
Lineage: Eukaryota; Metazoa; Chordata; Lepidosauria; Squamata; Sphaerodactylidae
Gene: ABITRAM
Product: actin binding transcription modulator
Exons: 6
Coding region: 1-543 (180 amino acids)
Biological process (GO): dendrite morphogenesis; regulation of filopodium assembly; regulation of actin filament polymerization
Cellular component (GO): filopodium tip; dendrite; lamellipodium
Molecular function (GO): actin filament binding; actin monomer binding
Source: RefSeq, a predicted model, not a curated record
AUGGCGGAGGGGCCGGCGGAGGGGGCGCGGGGGGCGGCCGUGCCCGGCGUGGCCGAGCGCUACUUCACCCGCUGGUACCAGCCCGACGUGAAAGGUCAUGGGAGCGAGGACCACUGCGUGUUGCAGCACUCCAACCGAAUUUGUGUCAUUGCUCUAGCAGAUGCCCAUCCUCUUUUACAGAAGGGAAAAGCGAUUGAGAGAAUUAGCUACCAGAUCAGUGCAAACUGUAGUCGGCUACAAAAUAAAGUCUCUGGAAAGUCAAAACGGGGUGCUCAGUUUCUAACAGAACUUGCCCCUCUGUGUCGCAUUUUUUGCUCCGAUGGGGAAGAAUAUACCAUAUACAGCUGCAUAAGAGGAAGAUUGAUUGAAGUGAAUGAAAACAUUCUCAACAACCCAUCCCUCCUGCAGCAAAAGCCUUUCACAGACGGAUACAUCGCAGUUGUACUGCCAAAGUUUGAAGAAAGCAAAAGUAUUACUCGGGGGCUUCUGACACGGAAAGAGUACGAAGAGGUCUUGUCAAAACGUUUUAAUUCCACUUUGUGA